AUUGUUUAGUAGAGACAGGGUGUAUUCAUUACAGCCGUGUGUGCUCUUUGCAGUCUGACAAAUAGUGGUGGGAGAGAACAAAAGGACCAAAGAUACAAAAUAGAAAAAAAUAAAAAGGUAGAAGUACAACAACAAAAAAGACGACAUCGAAGGGAAAGUACUUCUGCUUCUUUUUCACUGUAUUUGAACCAAGGGUGUUUUUUAUCAGUUACUUGUAAUGACUUUGUUCCUUUUAAAAAUCUAUACUCAUCGAUGCUCAGGUUGAAUUUUUCUAACACUUUGGUGUGAUGUGACAUUAUACGUUGUGUGAAAGCUGUUAUUCUCAUUACUCGUUAUUACCUAUUAUUAGAAAUCACGGCAAAAGAUGAACCAUCUGGAGAAGAUUAGUGAGUCAUUCAUCGGGUAAAAAUGUCAAAUAUUCAUUGGUUGAAAUUCAUAAAGGUUCUAAGGACUUAUGUUUUCACGGGCUGAUCAGUGUCGUGAUCAUUUUGGUGUCAGAGUCGCAGCCUUGUGACAAAGUAGUUAAAUAUUAGAUCCACGUAACUUCAGUAUAAUGCAGCUUAAACGCUUCACAUGAGCCAUUUUUCUGAUUUACACACAUUUUAGCUAAGAAGUGAAUGAAUUGUAUACAGGCAGGUGGUUGUCUUCCCAACCAGCAGGGGUCGCUGUGGAGGAGGAGGGGGCUGCCGGACCCCGGGAAGUGUUCUGUUGUCCCGAAGAAGGAGCACCAGCAUGGCGGAUAGAUUUUCCACUUUAUGCUCGUCUCUCCAGUCAAACGUUUUGUCUUGAGGCGUCACCAGAAGUGAUUUAUUAAAACCGUAACAAGCUGUGUGUUCAGGUCCAGGCAGGAGACCCCACCUCAUCCCCCCUGUCUCUCUGUCCGCCCGAGUGGAGGUACCGAGACUUGUAACCCAGUUUGGUUCGGGACAUGAGUGCCAUGAAACAUGGGGACUCUGAACACGAACCAGAGGAUGACGUCUUAAUUGAGUGAAUCCUCCUUGACUCAGGAGAGAGAGCGGAAAGAAGAGGAAGAUAUAUCGUCAAACCAACAAUGGGAGAAGUGAAGGUGGAACUAGAUGAGGAGGAGCAGACGAAACACGACUUCUCGUCGGCGCCACUCCCGGAGCCGCUGCUCUUAAUCCUCUCCCCGCCUCCACCUUUCCUGACGGUCCCCGGUGAGCCGACCAUGCUUUGGCCGAAAUGGCUGAAAGCCUUUGAACACUACAUCAAAGGUCUCGGUGAAAAGGAGCUUGCCGACUCCACAAAGUGUUUGCUCUUACAGAACUGCCUCGGCCCGGAGGGGGAGCGGAUCUUCACAACUCUGAUCCGAGGUGAGAGCACGUACGCGGCAGCCGUCUCCACCCUGACUGUUUACUUCACCUCCGAUAGCAGCGCUCAAGCGCGGCGCCUUAGAUUCCACCAAAGGUCUCAGAUGCCUGGAGAGACGGUGGAUCAGUUCGUCUCCGCUUUAGAAGAGUUGCUGAGGCCUUGCGGCUAUGGAAACUUACAGGACAAACUUAUCCUGGAUCAGCUGAUUGAAAAGACGAACUACCCACAGCUCAGAGAGAGGCUGCUGCAAGCGAGAGAAACUUUAACGUUGGCCUCGGCGUUAGUCGUCGGUAAAGACGUGGAAUCUCAGCUGUUUGAUGUUCACGAGGUCAGCGUGUACAUCGGAGACGACUUGCAACCCUCCGCUAAAAGAAAAGCUAGAAGAGGAAGGCCUCGGCGCGGGGAGGAAAGGAAGCAAACAAAACCCUGUUUGACUAAAACGCUAACACGAGUCAAAGACGACUACUACUACAGCAAAGAUAAGCAGUAUUACAGUGAUAACGAUGAGAAGGAGAUUAAGAGGAAGGAUGAGGCUGAUAAGGUAGGUGAUGACGAUGAUGAUAAUGGAGAAUCAUCAUCGUCAUUUGAGGUCAAAGAUGAAGAUUACGACAACGUCGACAGUGACAACGACGCUGACGAUCGUGACGACGACGAUUACGGCGUCUUGUCUCCGACGGCGCAAAAAGGCCACCGCUGUCCCUUCUGCAACAGCAGGCCCUUCAGAGAUACGCACAAGCUCGCCAGACACAUGAGGAUGCACACGAAGGAGAAACCGUACGCCUGCCCGGUCUGCGCCGUGACCUUCAGCCAGUCCUACCACAUGACCCGGCACCUGAGGAACCAGCACAGCGCCGGCCCGCACAUCUGCAGCACCUGCGGGGAAAGCUUGGCGAGCCCCGCGGAGCUGCUGACGCACAGGAGGACGCACAAGCCUCGGGUUCUGUCGUGCACGGCGUGCGAGGAAACGUUCACCAACAGCGGUGAACUUUCCAGUCACAUCAUGACACACAGCGAAAAGACGGCCACGCAGCAGGGAGGAAGUUUGGAGGACGCCGAUGAAACUGGAUGUAAAAAUGAAGACGUAGCUAAUGGCGAUUCUAAGGGCAAAGCGUCUGAAGACGUGGAUACGACAGAAGAGAAGAACUCGGAUGAAGCUGAAUCUCAAAAUGGAGACGGGAAGAAAAAAACAGCCACCUCCGAAACCAAGAGAAAGGGACAUUACUGUCCCAUCUGCGUCGGGCGACGCUUCAGAGGUGCGAACAAACUCGCCAGACACAUGAGGACACAUACGAAGGAGAAACCCUUCAGCUGCCCGGUCUGCGCCUUGACCUUCAGCCAGUCCUACCACAUGACCCGACACGUGAGGAACCAGCACGGCUUGGGCGAAUACAUCUGCUCUAAAUGCGGGGAGAGUCUCGGCAGCUUGCUGGAACUGAAAGCCCACAGGAAGACCCAUGUAAUCGAAGGCCUCACGUGUUUCGCGUGCAACAAACAGUUCAAGGAGAAGUCGGCCCUGGCGAGUCAUCUCAAAUUGCACAAGAAGGUCGAGUCCAGCCCUCGAAGCCUCGUCUGCGGCGACUGCGGCAAAGUAUUCGGCCGGCUGUAUCAUCUGAAGAGGCACAUAGUGACUCACCGGAAAGAAGCGGAUGCCGAGUGUUACACGUGUCCCGAUUGUCACAAGGUCUUCGCCUUCCCAGAAGACCUCAACAAACACCUGGAGAUCCACGUGAAAGAAAACAGCGGGACUUGUCCUAAAUGUGACGAAACCUUCGGUAGCCCGGAGGAGCUGGAGACGCACAUGGGGGUUCACCAGAAGUCUUACAGCUGCAGCACCUGCGAGAAGAAGUUUAAGGUGGAGUACGCCCUGAAGAAGCACGAGCAAGGUCACCUCAGCGAGCAGUAUUACUGCUCGCUGUGCCGCAAGCGCUUCCUCAAGCUUUCUCACUACAAGAGACACGUGCUGGUCCACAAAAGGCGAGAAUCUAGAUGCCCACACUGCGACGGCGUUUUUCUGCAGCUAACGGCUUUGAAGUAUCACCUGCGGACUCACACCGAGGAGAGACCGUACCAGUGCUCUUGUUGCAUCGAAACCUUCGAAGAGAAGGAAGCUCUAGAGCAGCAUUGCCUCAAACACCGGAAGUUCAAGAAGGAGAAGCCGUACUCGUGCACUCGGUGCGACUUUGCUUUCUCCACGCUGAUCGAGCUAACGGAGCACAUGGGCUCGCACGAGGGGGAGCAGCCCAUGACUUGCCCGGUGUGCGGCAGGACUUUCCUGAACAAGAACAAGCUGGACAAGCACCUGUCGAUCCACACGGGGGAGAGGCCUCACCUCUGCUCCGUCUGCGGCAACGGCUUCCCGUCGGCCGCCAGCCUCAAGCUGCACAUCCACGUUCACACCGGGGAGAAGCCCUUUCAGUGCGCGCAGUGCAGCAAGAGCUUCAGGUCGUCCAGUGGGCUGCGUCUCCACAGCAGGCAGCACAUGGAGGUGCGACCCAGCUACGAGUGUCCCGAGUGCGGGCGGACGUACGGCCGCAUGACGGAGCUGAAGAUGCACCAGCGUUACCACACGGGAGAUAAACCGUACGCGUGCUCCUGCUGCAACAAGCGCUUCAUUAGCAAGGACAAACUCAACGUACACAUGAGGAUACACACGGGGGAGAGGCCUUACUCCUGCCCUCACUGCGCGCAGACAUUCACACAGACCGGGGACAGAAACAGACACGUCAGUAAAUACCACUAGUCUGAUGUUAUAGUAGCCCAACGGAGACACUUCGGUUGUUACUUAUGAAGGAUCGUGCCAGUGGUUGUGCAUGUUUGUAAGGUCAGGCAUUAACCGUUUAUUCACAAUCAUGUAUGAAACCAGGUUAUUUCAAGCAGCCGUGACGUCCGAAUGAUCGUAAUGGAGGAGGUUAUGUGACCGUUCUUUUAAUGAAAAUAGCACUUUUGACAUAUUCAAGCGAAGUUACGUAAGUAUUUUAAGUUUCAGUUCUUUCACAUGUAUUCACAAAAAAACUGAAGAAGCAGAAUUUCUCAGAUGUUUAAAUGCCUGAUCGCAGCUAAGUGCUUAUGAUGAUUAAAACCAAAACCCGUCUGAAAGCAACUGAGCCAAGCAACGUUUCAGUUUGGCAUCGUUAUUGGACUGUACAUUUUUGUAGCCACUCUGUAAAUUAGUGUUACGUGGAGAUAAUUCUCAGUGUCUGUUUCUCAGCUGAUAAUGUUUAGUUUAUAUUUACUACUGAAACAAAUCACUUAUCCAAACGAAGCAGAAUCAUGGCAUUAAGAGGUGAUCGGAUAUGAACCUUCAAACUCACAGUUUUCUGUUUUGUUUUUUUGUUUGUUUGUUUUCUGAAACAUUUGUACAUGUGUGCAAACACAUGCAAAACCACAACACUAGUGUCAACAAUGUGUUCCAGAGAAGUUGCCACUGUUUGUCUGUUUCAUGCCACUACAUUAUAUAAAGAUACAAACACUCUGCAUGAUUUAGGUUUAGUCCCUGAACCUAUGUCCACUCACAUCCGUGCCUGAAGCAUCCUUUCCAUGAAGACGUCAUGCUAGUGGCCAGUAUGGGAAUCUUUGGCCUUUAAGUCCGUGGGUACAAACUAGAUACAUCCUACAUCCUCUAAACACAAACAAAUUACACUAAAUGAUUCCACGGUGAUUGUUUUUUUUUUUUUGUUUGUUUGUUUUGUUUUGUUUUGUCUUGUAAUAAUAUUAUGUACGUCCUCAUUUCACUUUUUGAUAUCUUUGAUGGUGCUUUUCUGUAAGGAAGCAUUUUGUGUUUUGAGAAGUGCCAAAAAAUAAAGCUGUUAUUCACUUGA
Messenger RNA from Mugil cephalus (flathead mullet), 5147 nucleotides. RefSeq names its product zinc finger protein 271-like. Gene Ontology annotation, cellular component: nucleus. Gene Ontology annotation, biological process: regulation of transcription by RNA polymerase II. Lineage: Eukaryota; Metazoa; Chordata; Actinopteri; Mugiliformes; Mugilidae. The coding region runs from base 1052 to 4069 and encodes 1005 amino acids. Gene Ontology annotation, molecular function: DNA-binding transcription activator activity, RNA polymerase II-specific; RNA polymerase II cis-regulatory region sequence-specific DNA binding. The record is from RefSeq and is a predicted model, not a curated record. The transcript is spliced from 2 exons.